Malus domestica (apple) is the source of this 930-nucleotide messenger RNA. RefSeq lists its product as uncharacterized. Gene Ontology annotation, molecular function: protein dimerization activity. The record is from RefSeq and is a predicted model, not a curated record. NCBI's taxonomy places the organism in Eukaryota, Viridiplantae, Streptophyta, Magnoliopsida, Rosales, Rosaceae.
AUGAAGAUCUUUUGUCAAGGAGAUUUGGUCCAACCCGGUGCAACUCGGUUUGCAACAAACUACAUCACUAUCAAUAACAUCUUAAAUAAGAAAGCUGGGCUGAAGCAACUUUUUACAAGUGAGGAAUGGUAUAAUAGUCGAUUCAGUGAAUCAGAAGAAGGGAAGAUAAUUGAAAGUCGAGUCCUUGAUCAUAGAUUAUGGGAUGCCAUGGAAGGAGUGCAAUCCAUCUAUGAGCCUUUGUAUAGCAUCAUGCGAAUUGUUGACACAGAGGUAAUUCCUACAAUGCCUAUCUUAUAUGAUAUGUUUCACAUAAUGAAAGAGAAGAUUUCUAAGUUGAAGGGAAAAAAAUGGAUUCUCAAAAUCAUCAAUCACAGAUGGGAUGUCACAUUAUCUCGUCCAUUACAUCAAGCUGCCCACUACUUGAACCCUAGAUAUCAAUAUGAAAUAGGGGUUGGCCACAAUAAAGAGUUACUUUCAGAACUUCAACGCGUAUUUGAAAGGUUGAAUCCAACUGGGGAUAAAGGUUUGCAAGCAUUUGGGGUCGAGGUAAUUAAUUUUAGAGACUGUAGAAAGACAUUUCACACUGAGAUGGCCGUCAAAUCAAGAAAAUCGAUCCCCCCAGCAGAAUGGUGGAAUCUUCAUGUUGAUUCUGCCCCGAACUUGCAAAAAAUUGCUAUGCGUAUAUUGUCACAGACAAUAUCAUCAUUGGCAUGUGAGCGAAAUUGGAGUACAUUUGCUCUUAUUCACACGAAACAAAGGAACCGUCUCGCAUAUACUAGGCUGGAAAAGAUUGUCUUUUGCUAUUAUAAUAUGAAACUUAAGCUACGUGAUGAAGAGGCCGAAAUGAACAAGGUUGCUGAAAAUGACUACAUAGACCUUCUUGACAUUGCAGGGCAACCAUCUGAUGAUGAUAAUAAUCCAAUUCAAUAA